UCAAAAAUGAGAAGAAAGAGGGGGAGGGGGUGUCUCGUUCUCAUCAUGCUUUUCUCUCUCGGCUUGGCCAGACAGGGAGCUCUAAGGGCUCCCAACCGCGUCCACCGUCCCUUCCCACCAGGGCUGGAGCCGUCUGGGCACCAGCCGUUCCCAUGGUGACAGCCGACCACACAGCCCAGGACAGCCAGGGCGCGGGCGGCUGCGCUCACCUGCCGGUGCAGGCUCGGGAGGGCCGAGCGGUCCCCGCCCAAAGACUGGGCGCAGGUGGAAACUCACCCUCGGAGCUGCGGCCGGCGUCUGCAGCCGGCUCCGGGGAGGCCACCAGGCGCCCGCGCAGCGCUCAGAGUCGCCGUCCAGCCCCACCGCUCCGGCUCCGCACAGGGCGCCCCUCUCCCGCCUCCGCCGACCGUGAGGACGUGGGCGGGCCGCGAGCGCCGCCCCGCCCGAAGAAUGACCUUGGAAAGGAAGUUACCUGCGCUCCAGGGCCGAGAGAACAAGUCUUCAAGUUUAAUAUCCAGUGACUCUUGCUCACAGCCAGACACUUCAUAAAUCCUUUUUUCAAAAACCCCAGGUAAGUACACUGGUACCCCAAUGUAGGUUUGUUGGGAACCACCCAGAGAAAUCCAUUUUCCCUGUAAUGAAGUUAAUACUUUCAUUCUCUACAGGCAUCUCAAAAAUGACUUUAGCUAUCUCAUGUGGCUUUGGUGACUCUGGGGGAAAAAAGAAACAUAUAACUAAAGGGAAGUAAUUGUCCAAACAGUAAGAAUAGAUACAAAUUACUCGGCACUAUCUUUCUCUUGUUCCAAAGACAUCAUAUUGAGACAUACAUGCCUAAAAAAUUGUUGUGAAAGAGCCAAGCUUCUGUCUGGCCUAGAAGUUCAGUCAGUGCACUAGUACUGGGAUACAGUGCCCCCAAAAGUUUUUAUUGAAGAGCUCAAGUUUGUGUCUGGUUAUAACUUCCCAACUGAAACAAGCUACACAUGUGAAUGAGUAAGUGAAGACAUAUAUGACUCCUGAAAAGUAAUCCACAGAUUAUUUUCAACCAGGGGGUUCGCUUCCACCAUGAAAGAGUGCUAAGCUAAAGCCACACUUAGUUCAAGUAUUCCUUUGAUCAGCCACUAAGUGCCCAGAUUUUAACAUAAUCCUCUCGUUUUUAAAAUCAGCACGUGGUUCUUCAUUUUGAGUGUUGGUACCCUACAUGUCUCCUUUUCCAGAAUUUACUCUUCCACCAUUUGAUACAUGAAGAGGCAAGAUAAUCUCACCUCUCAUAGCUCCUGAAACAUCUAUCUUCAAAAAGAUACAACGGCUGAAGAACCUUUCAGGUAAUAAUUACCAAGUUGCAGAUUCAGAACCUGACUACUGAAUUCCCAUGCUAAAGAAAAAAUGAAGACACUGUAAUAUUUACAGUACACAAACUUAGAAAUGUUAUAAUACAUGCCUGAAACCUGGUCCUUCACAAUUCAUAAUGAUACAGAGGUUUAUUCUUAAAUUUUCUUUAGCAUCUUCAGUGUAUCUCAACUGGGAAAGCAGCCUGUCGAACACGUACUGAUUGUGUGCUAACAGAUAAAGCAUCAAACUUCAAAUCUCACUGUAAAAACAAGGCCAUACUACUCAGUUCGGAGUGUCUCAUUUUCUUUUUGUAUUGUAGAAAUUCAAGUCCACAACGUAUUUCACCUGAAAUAUCCACUGGAGAAUACUUCCACUGGAGAAAUCCACUGCUUAGAAUUACGUAUAAGAAGUGAAAGAAUGGAUCAUUAAGGCCAUCAGAGACUAGUCAUCACAUUAAUGUUAUUAAAAAGAUUGUUCAUAUUAAAAGUACCAAUAAUGAGAAAAUAUGGAAAUGUUCCUGUGACAAUUAAAAUCCUUCAUCCUCUGGUUUUCUUUAA
Molecule: messenger RNA, 1886 nt
Organism: Neofelis nebulosa (Clouded leopard)
Lineage: Eukaryota; Metazoa; Chordata; Mammalia; Carnivora; Felidae
Product: H/ACA ribonucleoprotein complex non-core subunit NAF1-like
Exons: 2
Coding region: 153-521 (122 amino acids)
Source: RefSeq, a predicted model, not a curated record